Messenger RNA from Brassica rapa (field mustard), 1733 nucleotides. RefSeq lists its product as uncharacterized. Gene Ontology annotation, molecular function: calcium ion binding; 3'-5'-RNA exonuclease activity. The record is from RefSeq and is a predicted model, not a curated record. Lineage: Eukaryota; Viridiplantae; Streptophyta; Magnoliopsida; Brassicales; Brassicaceae.
AAAAUAGUGUUUGGUUUAAAUCAUAAGAGAAAAUUCAGGACGGUCACGACGUUUCUCUUCUUCUUCAUCAUCCUCUUCCUCGUGUCUCUCUCUCUCUCUUAAUUUUUACCGCCGGAGAUUUUUUUGUUUUUUUUCUUUAUUUUCUGUAAAUAUAUUCCCCGGCGGUUAUAGAGGAAAAAAAAAAAAAUGAAGGGGAGAAUAUCAAAGAUAGGAAGCUAUGCGAUAUCUUCCUCCAUUAAAGACCAUCACCAGCAACCUUGCAUCUCCUGUACUACUUUCAACAUCCUCGCUCCCAUCUACAAACGUCUCUCUCCAAAGGAUCAAAGCAUCCGUGAAAGCGAUAACCGAGCGUAUUGGAUGGGGAGGAAUCAUAGAAUCAUUGAUUGGUUAUUGUACGAGAGGUCUUCCAUUAUAUGUUUGCAGGAGUUUUGGGUAGGCAACGAAGAGCUUGUUAGUUUGUACGAGAAGAGACUUGGAGACGCUGGUUAUCUCUGUUAUAAGCUUGGCCGUACCAACAAUCGUGGUGACGGUUUGCUUACGGCUGUUCAUAAGGACUACUUUAGAGUUGUGAACUCGAGGGACUUGCUUUUCAACGAUUGUGGUGACCGAGUUGCGCAGUUGCUACAUGUAGAAUUAGUGCCUCCUUACUCUCAGUAUGAGUCUCAUCAACAAGUUUUGAUCGUCAACACUCAUUUGUUGUUUCCUCAUGAUUCAACACUUUCUAUAGUAAGAUUGCAGCAGGUUUAUAAGAUUCUUCAGUAUGUAGAAUCCUAUCAGAAAGAAGUUAACCUAAGCCCCAUGCCUAUUAUGCUUUGCGGAGAUUGGAACGGAAGCAAGCGUGGACAUGUCUACAAAUUCCUAAGGUCACAGGGUUUUGUGUCUUCUUACGACACUGCUCAUCGCUACACAGACUCAGAUGCUCAUAAGUGGGUAAGCCACAGGAAUCACCGGGGUAACAUAUGCGCUGUCGACUUCAUAUGGCUUCUCAAUCCAAAUCGGUAUAGAAAGCUUCUAAAAACAAGUUGGAGUGAGGCUGUGUUUGGCAUGUUCAGGUAUCUACUGAGAAGAGCUUCCCUAACAGCUGAAGACGCUUUUGCCUUUCUGAAAACUGAUAAUGAUGGUGACUACAUUACAUUCAUGGGUUUCUGCGAGACUCUUCGACAGCUGAACCUAACGGGUCAUUGUAAUGGGCUCACCACAAAGGAGAUCAAAGAUCUGUGGACUCAAGCUGACAUUGAUGGAAAUGGUCUUGUAGAUUACAAGGAGUUUCAGCAAAGAAUAUGGAACCAGAACUGGUCAGAACAGAGAGAUGUAGAGGACGGAGAAGCAAAAGGUAGCAAAGAACAAACCGUUGGUUUCAGCGUCAAGAACGCAGUCUUGUUUCCACCUGAAGUGGAAAAAGGAAGGUGGCCAGAAAAUUACUCUCUCUCCGAUCACGCGAGGCUAACCGUUGUGUUUUCUCCCAUAAGAAUGCCUUGCUCUCAACUGGUUUCAUGACAAAAGCAUUAAACAAUAAACCUUUAGCUUCUUCCAUUUUAUCGACCCUUUGAUUUCUAGUGUAUCCUUUAGAGAGCAGAAUCAAAAGAAAGAAAGAAAGGACACAACACACAAUGGUAUUCUACAUUAUACACUGUACAGACAUGUUAACAAAAAUUUGGAAGCUUUCAUGUAAAAAGAAAUGUUGUCGUAGAGAGAUUUAUGAAGCAAGCAGCUUUGCGACUCUUUUUCUUUUC